Molecule: messenger RNA, 558 nt
Organism: Ylistrum balloti
Lineage: Eukaryota; Metazoa; Mollusca; Bivalvia; Pectinida; Pectinidae
Exons: 3
Coding region: 82-543 (153 amino acids)
Biological process (GO): fatty acid transport
Cellular component (GO): nucleus; cytosol
Molecular function (GO): fatty acid binding
Source: RefSeq, a predicted model, not a curated record
CAUUAGCUACAGGGACGGCCAGCAUUGUACAUACUCUGAUCAUACGAGUGUGAGAACGAUUUUAAAAAAUAAAACUCAGUCAUGGCGGAUAAGUUUCUUGCAAAAUGGAGAGCCGAUAGAACAACUUACACUGAUUUCGAGGCCACCAUGGAUGCUAUGAAACUGGACAUUCAGACACGUACAGCAUUCAAGAAAUUGGAGGGAACGCUGGAGUACCAGAAGAAUGGGGACAUGUGGACAGCAGUGGCCAAAAUAGGCGAACUACCUACCAGGAUAUUUACAUACAAACUGGGACAAGAAAUAGAGGCACAGGGCCUAGAUGGAUUUCCUUUAAAGACUGUGUCACGUUUGGAAGGCGACACUUUGAUAGAGAAUUCCACUUCACUAGAAACCAAGGUCCCCGUCACCAUUACUCGUCGUGUGGAAGACAACAAAAUGUUUUGUGUACGUGGUAAACUCUUUCUAUGUAAUAUCUAUCUUUGUGAAACGUAUAAAAAAUCUAUAUAUUAUUUAAGUUUUCAAGGAACAAAUGUUGAAUCAUAAUGUAAGUUCUACUUU